AGUGGGUGGUGGAGUCGCCGUCACCACACCAGUCAGACCACCGUCGACACAGAGUCAGCUGGGAUGAAGCUCGGCACCGGAGAACCAGAGGGAUUGAUCCGGUUCUGAGGCUGAACGCCGUCCUGGUGAUCACGCGGUGAAGCGAUCGGAUUGUUUAAAGGAGAAGAAAAGAAAAGCUGAACAUCGCCAACAUGAUGGAGGAAAUAGACAGAUUCCAGGUACCGAGCGCGGUGCAGGAGGCAGAGAUGCAGUCCGAGAUGCAGCCGCUGGACCCGGCUUCUUCCACUGCCUCGGAGGCAGAGUCCGACACCAGAGAAGGAGAAGCUGUUACUAUCAACUAUAAGCCCUCACCCCUCCAGAUGAAAAUAGAGAAACAAAGAGACCUGGCCAGGAAGGGCUCAUUAAAGAACAACAACACUGUAGGUAGUCCGGUUAACCAGCAGCCCAAGAAGAACAACGUCAUGGCCAGAACACGGUUGGUAGUACCCAAUAAAGGUUAUUCAUCUUUAGACCAGAGCCCAGACGAAAAGCCCCUGGUGGCCUUAGAUACCGACAGUGACGAUGAUUUCGACAUGUCUAGAUACUCGUCGUCUGGAUAUUCUUCUGCAGAGCAAAUCAAUCAGGAUCUGAACAUCCAGCUGCUGAAAGACGGCUACCGCCUCGACGAGAUCCCAGAUGACGAGGACCUGGAUCUGAUCCCGCCCAAAUCAGUCAACCCGACCUGCAUGUGCUGCCAGGCGACCUCCUCUACGACCUGCCAAAUCCAGUAACCCCUCCCUCCCAAAACCGCUGGCCCCCUUGUCCCUCACAAACUUAAACCCGCUGUCUUCAUCCGCUGUGAGUUUACUUCGCCACCAGAGUGGCAAAAUGUGAGGCAUUUAUAGAAUAUUGUCAUGACAGUAAAGUGCUAUGAUGAUUAGGUUAAUAAUCACACUAACAAAUAAAAACUUUGGUACAAAAUCUUGAACAUAGAGGAAAGCAUAUGUAAUGGUAAAAGCAGUAAAGUGGUGGAUUCCUCCUAUGGCAGGAGACACACUUCUGUUUAAGAGCUCCCUCCUCCUGGCGGACGCAAUGUGACCCUAAUAUUAGUUUACAGACACAAAAAAGGUCAGCUGCUGCUGUGAAGUGGUUUCCAUUUCCCUGACUGGCAACAAACAUGAUCAUAACUGCUGACUCAACUGUUCUGCUCUGGUUUGCCUUGUUUUAAUAUAUUUUUUUCCUUUUAUUUUAAUGUACUAACUAUGAGAUCAACGAGCCUGUACCUGGUAACGAGAAAUAUGGGAUGUGGUCUUUUGAAUUCCCCUGGUACUGUAUCCGUUUACUGUGCAAGGUUGCUAUGUAGCACAGGUCAGUUCUUUGAACACUUAAACGCUGCGACAUUUCUGCUUUCUCUGCGACGCUGGAGUGAAAUGUUAAACCACAGAGUUGAUGAAUGAAUGUGUAAACAUGAAUGGCUGUAGUACAAACUGCAUGAAGGCCACCAGAGUGCAAAGUAUGAAGGAAUAUAUAAAAGCACGUAGCUUUUGCCUAUUUAAUUUUCUGUUGUGCAGUCACCUGCUGCUGUUGUGGCACAAGCUUGAUUUUUGAAUUUCUUUCAAUUUGCACUUUUUAUUUGAGAUUUUAUGGGUUCAUAUCACUCUUUCCUGCACCACAAGUGAACGUGACGUAGGGGAGACCGGGUAUGGCUGUAACACUUAUCACACAAUAUCGCUCCCGUCGAAGUUGUAUCUCUCAAUGACCUGUCCAAGGCUGUUGAAGAAAGGUUCCACAUUUUGGCGGUUAAAACUUGUGGCCCGUGUAAGGCUGGUUGCCUCAGGACUCCUUAUUGACAGGUUAGGGUUCCGCUUCAUAAAUAAUGUGAACCAGUCAGGCCCUGCCAUCUGCUUCUCAUCCCAUGUUUGUGGGUGUUUGAUGUUAUAUGUUACUGCCAGUUGAUAUGCAAACUUUCUGACCUAAAAGAAAGAGGAAUAGAAAAUCAGAGUACAUAGACACAAAAAGUUUUUUCAAUUUAUCUAGCACCUACGCUGGUAUUCGAUUCUUCUCUUGUCUCCAGUGACUAACCUGUCAUAUGCUUACCUCACGUGAAGUCAGUCCAUAAUACAGGUCUGCUGCCUGAGUCAAAUAGUCAGCCAACACUUCCUCCUGCACCUCAGAGAAGACUUUGUUGCUGCUCCAAUAACCUACACUGGGAAGAUCACUGGACCCCUGUUCUCUCAGCUUCUGCAGUGAUUUGCAGUAUCUGCUCAGUGUUACAUGGCAGAUCCCAUGCGCCUUCGCAACUGAUCUGACUGACUUGCUCUUCUUUGUGACCUCAUCAGAUGCCUUUUUUAAAACAUCUGCAGGCACACCUCUAUCAGUCUUUCGUAUCCACUGCCUAGGCCUUCUGUAAAAUUAUUAAAAUCAAAAUGUUCUUAGUUGUAUGUAAGGGGAAGGUUGUAACACUUUUUAAAGAUGUGUUGCAACCCACCCCAACCCUGUCAGCCAUGUUUAGCUGGCUGUAGUAGCAUAGCGGUUUGAAAUUAGCACGGGAAAAUGCAUCACAUUUUGCCUGAGAAAUUACACGUUCAUCUAAUGUAAGUCAUAUGGUUUUAUCUGCAACAGUAUAAGUACUAAACAAAAAUAUAGUCAUGGUCAAAAAAUUUACUUUCUUACCUCAAAAUCCGUUUUUCUCCUUAGUAUCUGCAUGUGCCUGUUUCCAGCCUUGACAAUCACAAUAUGGGAUUGGGGAGGAAGCGGGUAAACACUGAAAUGAUCAUGUGACUCCUAUCUUAUCCCUGAUUGGUGGAACUGGUGGUGUGACAACUCUCCCCAUGUUACAACCAUACCCGGUCUACCUGAAAUGAUCUGUUUUUGUAAAUUGCUCAGAUUUCUACUGUGCCUUGCAAGAUUAUUUACUCCUCUUGGACUUGAGCACAUUUUGUUGUCAGAUGUAACUGUGCUUUAUUGGAAUUUAAUGUAAAGCACCAACACAAAGUAGAUCAUAAUUGUGAAGGAGAAGGAAAAGGAUACAUGGUUUUCAUAAUUUCUGACAAAUAAUGUCAAGAAUGUGGUAUACAUGCAGUAAUAUUUUUACAAUUACAGCUGAAAAUCUUCUGCUUUAUGUCUAGCAGCUGUAACAUCAACUGAUUCUUGCAUUUGAGUCGUGGAUUCUUGCAGCUCCUCUUGAUGUACCAAGGGACUUGAUCCCUGUCCCUUUAAAUAAAUCUGUUGUUGUCCAGUCUGUCAGUUUAGGUCUACAGAUGGUAAAUGGUAAAAACUUCUUUUCUUACCAAACUCUGCUGUAACCUUUUCCACAAAUUGAUCCCUGACUGUUCCCGGUAUGUUCCUUGAUUUUCAAGAUACUAAUGACACUAAUGUUGUUUUAGCAAACCGUUGAAAUUUUCACAGAGCGGUACUACGCACACAGGCGGAUACCGGUUACUCUUUGCACCGGUUUUUAUUAAAAUGCACGCCACUAUUUUAAGAAACAUGGAUUAUUUUCCUUCCACUUCACAAAAAUAUAAUACUUUGUGUUGAUCUACCGCAUUAAAAUCAAGUAAUAUAUGUUAAUAUUCGUGGUUAUUUUAUUUUUUUUAAAAAGAAAAGUAAAAAUGGAGCAUAAAUACUUUUGCAAGGUACACUAUGAAGGCCAAAGGAACAAAAGUCCAGAUAGAUUUUCCGUACUCGGUUUGUGGCGUUAGAGCUUCUCGUUUAUCUCUCGUGUCACAGAGUGUGACAAACGCUAGACGCUGCUAAUCAUUAAGGAAAACACAAGUCCAGUUUAGAAGGACGCUCCCUGUUCUCUCACACACGCAUGCAUCCAUACCUACAAUCCCAGAACAUUAGGUGAAACAACUUCAAACCUUCCUUUGACCUAUAGGGUAGAAACCAUUUUGUUAUCCCAUCAUCAAGGACAUCACCGACUUGGAGCACCAGAAUCCCUCAUUUACAACCCACUCCCUUCUCUGAUUCAGUUGCUUAAUGCAAUUACAUUAUGCCUUAAGGACAGAGAAGUUUAAAAAGCUGUGCAUAUAUUUAUUGCAAUUAUCUUUAGUUGAUUUGAGGAAGGAAGAUGUUUUUAACAUGUAGAUUUUUUCUUGAGUUUCUUCUUUUUUAAAUGACUUUUAUGUAUUGUACACAGUUCCAUUACAGUAUUUACCAAUGUUAUUGUCAUGUGCAGUGUAUGAAGGUGACUAAUAAACAAAAAGCAAAUGGAAAACUGUCUGCUCAGAGUUAUAGUUUGACCAGCUCUCUUAACUCAUGCCUAUAAAUGUGUGUACGAUAAGGAAAAAAUGAGUCACAGGUAAAUAUUUAAAAGGAAAUAAAAAGCUAUUUUAAUGAUAAAGUUGAGGAUUAAUUAUUACACAGUGGUGUGUAUUGCAAUAGCAUGAGGUUUGGACGGACAGUUCCUGGUUACAGUAGAAAAAAAGGGUUUCCACCAGAAAGGCACCAGCAUCUAAUCAGCUAUGCGACAAAAGAAAAACAGGAAUUCACUCAGCAAACAUAUGUAAUGUGUGGGAACAAAUAUAAAAAUUAAGCUAAGGAAAGUAGUGAUUUAAUAAGACCUCUCACUUUGUUAGUAGUAAUAUUAUAAAAGAUAACCAGACAAGCAAAAAGAAACACAUGCUACAUGAUGGAAUACAAUCGCUCUCAACAAA
Molecule: messenger RNA, 4637 nt
Organism: Xiphophorus couchianus (Monterrey platyfish)
Lineage: Eukaryota; Metazoa; Chordata; Actinopteri; Cyprinodontiformes; Poeciliidae
Gene: fam219ab
Product: family with sequence similarity 219 member Ab
Exons: 6
Coding region: 192-770 (192 amino acids)
Source: RefSeq, a predicted model, not a curated record